CGUUAAACCUCUCCGAAGCCCUGAAAAAAAUCCAAUCCGCGUUGUAACCCUAAUCCCAGAUUGAAUGCAUAUAUAAUUUGGUGAAUUCAACUCCAAAAUAAAAAAUCAAUCGUCACGAUUCUCUCUCUCUGGCUAGCUACUUCAUCGUUCAUUGGAUCUUGAAUUGCUUCUUCUCUAACUAAUUCUGUUUUCUGCAGGCGCUGCUUUUCUUCUAUUUCUAGUCUGUGUUUUCUUUGGCGCAGGGAUUUUUUGCUGAUCUGCUUUAAUUUAUACUAACAGUUGUAGAUCACAUAUACUGAUAUACACAUACGCAUCUUUUUCUCAUUGAUUUCCUUCAAUUUCUGUGUUUUUUUUUGUUGCUAACGUGAUGGAAACAGGAAUGACUCAUUCAUCUGCAUCUUCAUCUUCAAGCAAGUCUCAAUCGCGAUGCCCGCUUCAAGAGCAGUUUCUUCACAGAAAAAAUUCGCGCGAAAACUUGGAUCGGUUCAUUCCGAAUAGAUCGGCGAUGGAUUUUGAUUACGCACAUUACAUGCUCACAGAAGGUAAGAAAGGUAAGGAAAAUCCAUCUGUCAACUCUUCUCCAUCUAGGGAGGCAUAUAGUAAACAGCUUGCAGAAACUUUCAACAUGAAUAGAACUCGAAUUCUGGCUUUCAAGAAUAAGCCGCCUACUCUAGUCGAGGACAUCCCGAAUAACUUUGCAGUGGCGGCGCAGCAACCGAAAGCUGCCAAACCCCGUCGCCACAUCCCACAGACUUCUGAGAGGACAUUAGAUGCUCCUGAUAUUCUGGAUGACUACUAUUUGAACUUGCUAGAUUGGGGAAGCAGCAAUGUUGUUUCGAUUGCUCUUGGAAAUACGGUCUAUUUGUGGGAUGCUUCCGAUGGGAGUACCUCAGAACUUGUUACUGUCGAUGAAGGCGGCCCUGUGACCAGCGUUAAAUGGGCUCCUGAUGGAAGGCAUAUAGCCAUUGGUAUGAACAACUCUGAGGUUCAGUUAUGGGACUCGACUGCUAACAGACUUCUGAGAACUUUGAGAGGCGGCCACACAUCACGAGUUGGUGCUAUGGACUGGAACAAUCACAUCUUGACUACGGGAGGGAUGGAUAGUCGGAUCAUCAACAAUGAUGUCAGAGUGAGGGCACAUGUUGUUGAAACCUAUCGAGGCCAUCACCAAGAAGUUUGUGGGCUCAAAUGGUCAGCCUCAGGCCAGCAGCUGGCUAGUGGUGGAAAUGACAACCUCCUUCAUAUAUGGGACAGGUCCAUGGUGUCGACAAAUGCUCCUACGCAGUGGCUUCACAGGCUUCAGGACCACACGGCCGCUGUCAAAGCACUUGCGUGGUGUCCGUUCCAGGGCAAUCUGCUUGCGUCCGGUGGAGGUGGAGGCGAUAGGUGCAUAAAGUUCUGGAACACACACACUGGUGCGUGCUUGAACUCUGUGGACACAGGCUCGCAGGUCUGCGCUCUUUUGUGGAACAAGAAUGAGCGCGAACUGCUUAGCUCUCACGGUUUCACUCAGAAUCAGCUCACUCUGUGGAAGUAUCCUUCAAUGGUGAAAGUAGCAGAGCUCACUGGCCAUACAUCUAGAGUUCUUUACAUGGCUCAGAACCCAGAUGGAUGCACGGUCGCAUCUGCAGCAGGGGAUGAAACUCUUAGGUUCUGGAAUGUGUUCGGGAAACCCGAAGUAGCCAAGGUGGCACCAAAGACAGCAGCUGCAGAGCCGUUUGCUCACUUGAAUCGCAUCAGAUAAUCGGUGUUUGUUUUCUGAUCACGACUACAACUGCGCAGAGCUUGAGUGAGGAGAGAGAGAGAGCUUUGGCAAUUUCUUUCAUUCUUUCAUUCUUUCUAUUUUGUAAAUUCUGAGCUGAUUUCAGGAUUAAUAAUACUACUAAUUUCUUAUGUAAAUUUUUCUGUACUUGGAGUCGCAUAUUGUGACAAAUCUCCUAUGCAGAAUAACAACUCUUAUGAUCAUCAGUUAUACUUGAUUCUUUUCUUGUAAA
This is a messenger RNA of Salvia hispanica, 1994 nucleotides long. NCBI's taxonomy places the organism in Eukaryota, Viridiplantae, Streptophyta, Magnoliopsida, Lamiales, Lamiaceae. The record is from RefSeq and is a predicted model, not a curated record.